AUUCAAGUGUUAUGCACACAUCCGCGCCGCCACCGCCGCGACCGCAUGAGUUCUACCUCAUCGCGUCCAAUAUGAUGGGACGCAAGAACUUGGGAACGUUUCUUCGGACAGGAAGUGCAUUUGGCGUCAAGCAAGUUCUUGUGGUUGGGUCGGAUCGAUUCGGAACCCACGGCGGGCACAACGCGCACAAAUACGUCGAAGUUCUCACAUUCCAUACUUGUGACGAAGUGUAUGCGUACCUGAAGGCGCGCAACUGCCGCAUCCUCGGCCUGCAUUCGUCAACGACGUUGAAGAACAUGGACACCUCCAUGUGCUUGGACAAGGACGCGGAAUUUGCCCCGUCAACUGCAUUUGUUCUUGGCAACGAAGGCGGCGAUCUUUCUCCGGAGCAGCGCGGUAUCUGCGACGGGUUCAUUCACCUCCCCCACUUCAAGCCACGUCGACAAUCUCCAUCCACUUCUUUGUUCGAAGUGGACUUGACUGUGCAAUUGGGCAUCCUCUUGCAUCGCUUUACGACGUGGUCGGGGCAGUACACUGAGCGGGGCAUUGAAGACACAUCGACGAGGGGCAAGUUCGCCCUUGCUGAGCGAGCCCCUCGCCACCGAACAGAGCACCCAACCGUGACACUGGGCCGACAGGCCAAGAAGGAGGCUGUGGAAGCGAUCAUGGAGGACGACUUGGACCUGCAAUUGUUUGGUGAAUCCUAGUAGAAACCCAUUGCCAGCAGAAAGGUGUUGGUAGAUUUCAUUCUAAUGACGAGUUAAACACGAAAUAACGGGGCGCAUAUAUUGCUCCUGCAUUCAGUGCGACUGGUGUCUGGGGCG
Aphanomyces invadans is the source of this 824-nucleotide messenger RNA. RefSeq lists its product as hypothetical. Gene Ontology annotation, biological process: RNA processing. The coding region runs from base 12 to 707 and encodes 231 amino acids. Gene Ontology annotation, molecular function: RNA binding; RNA methyltransferase activity. The transcript is spliced from 3 exons. NCBI's taxonomy places the organism in Eukaryota, Oomycota, Saprolegniomycetes, Saprolegniales, Verrucalvaceae. The record is from RefSeq and is a predicted model, not a curated record.